This is a messenger RNA of Marchantia polymorpha subsp. ruderalis, 2898 nucleotides long. NCBI's taxonomy places the organism in Eukaryota, Viridiplantae, Streptophyta, Marchantiopsida, Marchantiales, Marchantiaceae. The record is from the annotation of a GenBank genome assembly.
GCCGUCUGGUCCACGGUGGUCGAACUCGGUCAGUGGCAACCGCGUCGGAUGCAGGAGACCACGACCGGAGCAUGGUUUGCCCGCAGAAGCAGAACGCGGUCCGGGAAUCGAGGCAGCUGCGCACGAGGAGGAUGAUGGCGGGCGAGUGGAUCUUUCUCGUUGGGAGUGGAGGAUGGAGCUCACGAUUCUGGGGCAUUGUAAUUCUGUGGGCGUGUUGUGGAAUCCAGGAAGUUGUACUUUCAGUGAUGUGAUAACAUUUUGUGAGCAGAUCGAUAAGCGCCGAUCUGCUCGCAAAAUGUUGCCAGUUUGCUGAGGAAUAAUGCAAUUUUGAGGAAUUUGGAGGGGUUUGGGUUCUCUUCGCACUGUUUGCUGUGGAUAUGGUCGUCUUCUUCUCCAGAUUCCUCGAUGGGUCCUCAAAAUCAGGAGACUCUGCUCCUCCCGAGGCGUACUUUGAGCAUGUUUUAUUAUUCAAUUCGGUGUCCGCCUCUGAGGUGGUGGGGGAGGGGCGCUCUGCGCCUUUUGAACGAGACGGAUAAAUGCGAGCGAGGGUUGUAGGGUUCGGAGUACGGAAGAUGGGCUCUGCUCACUGUGUCCCUGGUUCUUCGCUGACCGCGUGAGAGGACGAAGAAGACGAGCAGCGCCACGGACUGAUUCGAAAUCGAAUGCCAGUGUUAUGGUUUGCGGUCUUCGUCGUGGAGUUCGCCGUAUGUUCAUGACUCUUCUUAGAUUGUGACUUUGACCACUCCGUCAGUCUUUUCUCUCGCUUAAAUCAUAAACAUAACAUAAACCCUAGCAGUGUUCAAUCCAAUCGAUCAAGGAGCGUCGGGCAAAUCACCUUCAUAAAUCUAAUGACGCAGUCUGAUUCGCAAGAUGAAGGGAGAAGAGAUGCAUUGUACUGGCGGACGCAGGGGCAUACUGUCCCGUAUGUAAUUUUCAAGAGGACACACUUGAUGUUUGGAGUCCUCCUCAUGCUUAUGUGCAUUUGUGUGCUGCUGGCCCCGACCAGUCCACUCCAGUUCGAGCUUGCGAGAAAUGAAGAUGACAUUGAUGGAGUAGAGAGUUUUUUAUCGAAACCUGCUCGCUUUACCGGAUUUACAAUACCCAAAAUUACUGGGUCCAUGAUCAACCAAAAGCGACCCACCGAAUUUGCUACCAUCCAAGAAGAAUAUCUGUUUGAAGUCGAGUUUGCCCCGUUUCGGAGUUGCCAUGCUUCUACGAUUGUUCAGCUGGGACCUGGCUCAUUCUUGGUUGCGUACUUCGGUGGAUCACAAGAGGGCGAACCGGAUGUUGCUAUAUGGACGUCGAGAUAUGAGAAUAAUACCUGGGCAGAACCAGAAGUUGCGGAUAAUGAGCAAGACGUUCCCAUGUGGAACCCAGUUCUUUUCAAGAUGCCUGACGGUGAAAUACUCUUGUUCUACAAAAUUGGGCCAGAAGUUCAAAAAUGGAGCGGAUUUCUGAAGAGGUCUGUUGAUGGGGGCAAGACUUGGUCGGUGCGGGAGUCUCUCCCGCCAGGGAUAUUGGGCCCUAUCAAGAACAAGCCUCUCCUUUUGAACGACGGACGCCUUCUUUGUGGUUCGUCUGUUGAGAGCUGGAACGCGUGGGGUGCCUGGGUGGAGAUGACUUCAGAUGCAGGGCGGACAUGGUCAAAGUAUGGGCCGAUUUAUCUGAAAGAGGAACCUAUGGGUGUGAUACAGCCAGUGCCCUUCCUUCUGCCCAACAACACCAUCGAGGUGUUGCUGCGCUCUGGUGAACCGAUAGGGAAGAUUUGUAAGGCUUCUUCAACGGAUGGCGGGUACACUUGGAGUUAUGCCGAAAAGACACAACUACCAAACCCCAAUAGUGGUUUCGACGGAGUGAGACUUGCUGAUGGGCGUUUGGUACUGAUUUAUAAUACAUAUUCGAGAGCGAUACUGAAGGUCGCUGUUUCCGAGGAUAACGGAGUUUCAUGGAAGGAUGUUUUGACCCUCGAAGAGGAUCCAAAUGAAACUACUGAGUUCUCAUACCCAGCUGUGAUCCAGUCAUUUGAUGGACUAGUGCACACGACCUACACCUACAAUCGGACUCAAAUCAAGCACGUUAUACUACAGCCGAAGUAUUUUGAAAAGGUCGGGCAGGUCAAAGGCGCCGCGAAUGGAUAGUUUUUCACCUUUAAAGAUACAUCAGCUGAAAUUACAAGUAUGCGAAAACGCAUAUUCUUGGAAAAAACGAUCUUAUGAACAACCGCUGUCUACGUUGUUAUUGGACAACAGAUAUCGAGAAGUUCAGAUUUGUACGUCCAAUAUAUCAGCAAGUGUAGGGUUCUCUUACUUAUUCCCUUCACCUUCCCAUUAGAUGGAUCUGUAUAUACUUAGUGCUGAGGUUCACAAUUGAUACUUGUAAAAUAUAUUCCACCUCUGUAGUGCUUUGCUCUUACAGGGAAAGCUCAGUAGUUUGAUUGUUGAAAUUCUGUGGAGAACUUUGUGUCUCCUGACAGUUUUCUACAUUGAUGAUUGUAGAGCUCAUCACCACCUACUAGACAAUGAUAGACUCAGAGGACACUCUAGCUUCAUCCUCCCAAUGGCUGAGGUAUGAGCCUCCAUUUGUUAAAAUUCCUGCUACCAUAAUUACAACAUCUGUCCAGGAGUUUUAAUAUGUGCAGUUAGAGAAUUAUGUUGCGCCGUAAGUGGGAGAAAACAGGAAAUUGGGCAUCCCUUGAUGAGUAGAUGAUCACCACGUGAGAAGCGUCCAUGGAGAGAGCUCAAGAUUGAACUUGGCGCACUCGAUCUACCUUCAAUCCAACUCGGAGGACGAACCCGAGGGGGUGUUGGUUUAGCGUUACUGAUUUGCACAAAUCUCCUUUCUCGGUGGUCAAUGUUUUUGUGGGUUGGAUAGAGCAUUAUAUUAUUGCUUAAUGAGUGG